Messenger RNA from Hordeum vulgare subsp. vulgare (domesticated barley), 2034 nucleotides. Its product is annotated as cytokinin dehydrogenase 7-like. The coding region runs from base 310 to 1911 and encodes 533 amino acids. Gene Ontology annotation, molecular function: FAD binding; cytokinin dehydrogenase activity. The record is from RefSeq and is a predicted model, not a curated record. Gene Ontology annotation, biological process: cytokinin metabolic process. The transcript has a single exon. Lineage: Eukaryota; Viridiplantae; Streptophyta; Magnoliopsida; Poales; Poaceae.
GAGAGAUCGAUGCAGCUAUCCCACUAACUUUCUUUUUUCUUAACCAUGCUUUCGGCACCCUUAGUUAUUUUGCUCUGCAAAGUCAAUACAUUCAUAAGAAUGUUAGAGAGAAAAGAAAUACAGGAGCGCUGCACGAACUACAUUUGUCAACUUUUGCGAGACAUGGUGCUACCCUAUAAAAUGUCAUCAACUUGUUGACCUGAAACAACACAGCAGACAGAAGCAUCAAUCUUUCUCUCUACUCACCUAAAGCAGUAGCAGUAAGCAGCAGGCAAAGCUAGUAGCUUACAAUCUUGGCACUGCAACGACAUGGCAAGAAGUUGCCUCGCUGCGUUUCUUCUCUGCAUGGCCAGCUUCCUCUCCGCCGUCGCCGGCCAACUCCGGCCAAUGCCUGCGGGUGGCCUUCCCAGUGAUCUCGUUGCCCUAGGAAUGGCCUCGAAGAUCCAAACCGACCGCAACUCGACGGCGAGGGCGUCAUCAGACUUUGGCCGCAUGGUGGAGGCGGCGCCGGAAGCCGUUCUACAGCCUGCCACGGCCGCCGACAUCGCCGAGCUCAUCCGGUUUUCCACGUCGUCGCCGGUGCCAUUCCCCGUGUCACCACGCGGGCAGGGCCAUUCCGUCCGCGGGCAGUCUCUCGCUCCAGGCGGCGUCGUGGUCGACAUGCGCGCGCUGGGGCGUGGUGACCACCGCAUCAACGUGUCUGCAGACUACGUCGACGCCGGCGGCGAGCAGCUGUGGGUCGACGUCCUCCGCGGGACGCUGACGCACGGUCUCGCGCCCUGUGCGUGGACGGACUACCUGCGGCUCACCGUCGGUGGCACACUUUCUAACGCCGGCAUCGGCGGGCAAGCGUUCCGGCACGGCCCGCAGAUCGCCAACGUGCACGAGCUCGACGUGGUUACCGGGACGGGUGAGAUGGUGACAUGCUCACCUCACAAAAGGAAGGACCUGUUCUUCGCGGUGUUAGGCGGGCUGGGCCAGUUUGGGAUCAUAACUCGGGCGCGGAUCGCGCUUGAGCCGGCCCCAAAGCAGGUGCGCUGGGUUCGACUCGCCUACUCAGACGUGGUUGCGUUCACCAGAGACCAGGAGCUGCUCAUUUCCAAGCAGGCUAGCGAAGCCGGGUUCGACUAUGUGGAGGGCCAAGUCCAGCUUAAUCGGACACUAACCGAGGGGCCCAAGUCGACGCCUUUCUUCUCCGAAGCCGACAUCAACAGGCUUGCUUCCCUCGCGUCGGAGACUGGCUCCAGGGCGAUCUACUUCAUCGAAGCCGCAAUGUACUACGAUGAGACCACUGCCCCUUACGUCGAUCAGAAACUAGAGACGGUGCUAGCUCAACUGAGCUUUGUACCCGGGUUCGUGUUCACCAAGGAUGUGACGUACUUGCAGUUCCUCGACCGCGUGCGCGUGGAGGAGGUUGUGCUUCGGUCUGCUGGCGUGUGGGAUGUGCCACACCCAUGGCUGAACCUCUUCAUCCCCCGUUCACGCAUUCUCGACUUCGACGCUGGCGUGCUCAAAGGCAUCCUCGGGGGUGACAACCCAGUCGGGCUCAUCCUCAUGUACCCCAUGAACACGGCCAAAUGGAACUCCCAGAUGACGGCGGUAACGCCACCCACUCGCGAGGACGUAUUCUACACCGUGGGACUUCUCCGGUCGGCUCUAUCCACCAAUGAACUGGAGCGGCUACAGAGGGAGAACCAGUCGGUGCUAGCAUUUUGCGACAAGGAGGGCAUUGAGUGCAAGCAGUAUCUGCCACACUACACGUGUCAAGAUGGAUGGCGGCGACAUUUUGGCCCCAAGUGGAGGAAAAUCACACAACUCAAGGCCAAAUAUGACCCCCACGCCAUAAUGUCGCCAGGGCAGAGAAUUUUUCAAUUGCCAAGUGUGCCAACGACAAGCACUACAGCCGCAUAAUUGGUGCGGACACUGCUGACAUUUUUUCUAUUAGAUACCCUCACAUGUCUAACAAUAUAUAGGAGAACUUUUGGGUAUAUGUACCGUAGAAAUGUGGUCUUUUGGUAGAGAAUUCUGUAAAUU